CAUUUUGACCUGCGAAAGGCAGCAAUAUGCAACACAGCGUCUAGUCUGCCGAACAUUCACACGAAGAAGGGGGUUUGUAGUUCUUCCUGUACAGUACUUUCUUAGCAGCUAGCUACGUGGUUUUAGCAAGACAGUGGAAUGAACGUCAUGCUUCAUAUGAAAAUGUUAAAGGACAUUUUAAGUGUGUUUUGCACAAUUUGUCUUGUCACCAAGUUUACCACUGCAGCCCAAGACGGCUCUAAUGGGAAAAAGGACCAAGAGUGUUACAACUACGCUGGAGGACACGUCUACCCCGGAGAGGCUUUCCGUGUACCCGUCUCUGAUCAUUCCUUGCACCUCAGCAAGGCAAAAAUUUCAAAGCCUGCACCUUACUUUGAGGGAUCAGCUGUCAUCGAUGGUAAGUUUAAGGAGCUCAAACUGUCGGACUACAAAGGGAAAUACCUCGUCUUCUUCUUCUACCCCCUGGACUUCACGUUUGUCUGCCCGACCGAGAUUAUUGCGUUCAGUGAUCGUGUGCACGAGUUCCAUGCCAUCAAUGCUGAGGUUGUUGCCUGCUCUGUCGACUCACAAUUCACACAUCUGGCAUGGAUCAACACACCCAGGAAGCAGGGGGGACUCGGACCAAUGAAAAUCCCUCUGCUGUCUGACCUCACACACCAGAUUUCCAAAGACUAUGGAGUCUUCCUGGAGGACGCAGGACACACACUCAGGGGCCUGUUCAUCAUCGACGACAAGGGCGUCCUGAGGCAGAUCACCAUGAAUGACCUCCCUGUGGGGCGCUCUGUAGACGAGACCCUGCGGCUUGUCCAAGCCUUCCAGUAUACUGACAAACACGGCGAAGUGUGCCCAGCAGGAUGGAAGCCAGGCAGUGACACAAUAAUCCCAGACCCAGCGGGCAAACUCAAGUACUUUGACAAGCUGAACUGACCCUCCCCUCUAAUAAACACUUUGGUUUAAGCUCAGAAUAAAAACAGUUUUGAUAA
Messenger RNA from Oncorhynchus keta (chum salmon), 983 nucleotides. Its product is annotated as peroxiredoxin-4. The coding region runs from base 139 to 927 and encodes 262 amino acids. Gene Ontology annotation, molecular function: thioredoxin peroxidase activity. Gene Ontology annotation, biological process: hydrogen peroxide catabolic process; cell redox homeostasis; response to oxidative stress. Lineage: Eukaryota; Metazoa; Chordata; Actinopteri; Salmoniformes; Salmonidae. Gene Ontology annotation, cellular component: cytosol; endoplasmic reticulum. The transcript is spliced from 7 exons. The record is from RefSeq and is a predicted model, not a curated record.